UUCCGGGAGGCCACUUUGGGGAAGUGUCUGCAUGUGUGCUUCCGUCGGCUUCCUGGCCGCUUCCUCAGCCUCCAGGACCACGGGGCUGAAGUAGUGGGCACCGAACGGGGGGCUGGCAGCCCACGGGUCGUUGGGCCCGGCAGUCUCUAGACAUGGACCGGGAUCUUCUGCGGCAGUCACUGAAUUUCCACGGGCCGUCAUUGCUCUCCCUGCUCCGGAGCGAACAGCAGGACAAUCCGCACUUCCGGAGCCUUCUGGGGUCGGUGGCCGAGCCUACCCGGGGCCCGCCGCCCCAGCAGUCGUUGCAGGGCAGAAAAGAGAAAAGAGUUGACAACAUUGAGAUACAAAAAUUCAUUUCCAAAAAAGCGGAUCUGCUUUUUGCACUCUCCUGGAAAUCAAAUACACCUACAACUUCUGAAGUUAAUGAAGACAGUGAAGAUCAUUAUGCAGUCAUGCCACCUUUAGAGCAAUUCAUGGAGAUACCUAGUGUGGACCGGAGAGAGCUGUUUUUUCGAGAUAUUGAGCGUGGUGAUAUAGUGAUUGGAAGAAUUAGUUCCAUUCGGGAAUUUGGGUUUUUCAUGGUGUUGAUUUGUUUAGGCAGUGGCAUUAUGAGAGAUAUAUCCCACUUAGAAAUCACAGCUCUAUGUCCACUAAGAGAUGUGCCUUCUCUCAGUAACCACGGGGAUCCUUUAUCAUAUUACCAAACUGGUGAUAUCAUUCGAGCUGCAAUCAAGGAUAUUGACAGAUAUCAUGAAAAGCUUGCAGUAUCUCUAUAUAGCUCAUCUCUUCCACCACACCUAUCUAGUAUUAAAUUAGGUGUAAUUAGUUCCGAAGAACUUCCUUUGCACUACAGGAGAAGCGUUGAACUAAAUAGCAAUUCUUUGGAAUCCUAUGAGAAUGUCAUGCAGAGUUCUUUGGGAUUUGUUAAUCCAGGAGUAGUAGAAUUCCUUUUAGGAAAACUAGGAAUAGAUGAAUCUAAUCCACCAUCUUUAAUGAGAGGACUACAAAGCAAAAAUUUCUCUGAAGAUGAUUUUGCUUCUGCAUUAAGAAAGAAGCAGUCUGCAUCUUGGGCUUUAAAAUGUGUGAAGAUUGGAGUUGAUUAUUUUAAGGUUGGACGCCAUGUGGAUGCUAUGAAUGAAUACAAUAAGGCUCUGGAAAUAGACAAACAAAAUGUGGAAGCUUUGGUAGCUCGUGGAGCAUUAUACGCAACAAAAGGAAGUCUGAACAAAGCAAUAGAAGAUUUUGAGCUUGCAUUGGAAAACUGUCCAACUCACAGGAAUGCAAGAAAAUACCUCUGCCAGACACUUGUAGAAAGAGGAGGGCAGUUAGAAGAAGAAGAAAAGUUUUUAAAUGCCGAAAGUUACUAUAAGAAAGCUUUGGCUUUGGAUGAAACUUUUAAAGAUGCAGAUGAUGCUUUGCAGAAGCUUCAUAAAUAUAUGCAGAAAUCUUUGGAAUUAAGAGAAAAACAAGCUGAAAAGGAAGAAAAGCAGAAAACAAAGAAAAUAGAAACAAGUGCAGAAAAGUUGCGUAAGCUCUUAAAAGAGGAGAAAAGGCUAAAGAAAAAAAGAAGAAAAUCAACUUCUUCCUCUUCAAGUGUUUCUUCUGCUGAUGAGUCAGUUUCUUCUUCAUCAUCCUCUUCCUCUUCUGGUCACAGAAGGCAUAAGAAACAUAAGAGGAACCGCUCAGAGUCUUCUCGAAGUUCCAAAAGGCAUUCAGCUAAGGCAUCCUCAAAUCAGAUAGAUCAGAAUAAGAAAGAUGAGUGCUUCCCAGUUCCAGCCAAUACUUCAGCAUCUUUUCUUAAUCAAAAACAAGAAGUGGAAAAACUACUGGAAAAGCAGGAUAGGUUACCAUAUCAAAAGAAACAGGUAAAAGAAAAAGAUAGAUGCCCUCUCUCUUCAUCUUCAGUUGAAAUUCCGGAUGAUUUUGGAGGUAGGUCUGAAGAUCCCAGAGAUUUUUAUAAUAGCUAUAAAACUCAGGCAGGUAGUAGCAAAACAGAAAAGCCAUAUAAAUCAGAAAGACAUUUUUCCAAUAGAAGAGAUUCCUCAGAUUCCUUUCAUAGGAAUUCAGAGGACAAGGUAAAAAUAUAUGGUUAUAGAAGAUUUGAAAAAGAUACAGAAGGAAGAAAAGAGCACUAUAGGAGGUGGGAGCCAGGUUCCAUGAAAUAUUCCACUUCACCAGCAAGUUCAGACUACUCUUGGAAGUCAGUUGAAAAAUACAAAAAAUACACUCAUUCUGGAUCACGUGAUUUCAGUAGACAUGAGCAAAGAUAUCAGUUAAAUAAAAAUCAAGGAGAAUGUGAAAGAGAGAGUAAUUAUGAGGAGGAUGUUAAAACAGAGGUUCCAGAAGAGGGACAGUCAGAAAGUGGAGUUAAAAAAAAUUUACCUCAAAAUUUACUCAAUAUAUUUAAUCAGAUAGCUGCAUUUGAGAAAGAAAAAGGAAGUAAGCCAAAAAAUUAAUAUGCUAAGGGGAUUAGCACCAUUACACUAAAGGCUCUAAAUAAAAGGUUUGGGUCUUUUAGUAAUAACAGUCCAGUGCAGAAAUCUCUGCUCCUGCGGUUAUUUUAUUUGUAGAGAUUACAGAAAUCAAAUACUUUUUGUAGCAAUCCUCAAAGUAUAUUUGUUUCAGUUGUAGGUCUCCUUUUCAUAGCUUCAUGUGUUUGUUUAUAUACAGUUAUUUCUUACUCUGAUGACUUAAAUUUCUUCAUCUAAAGAUAACUCAAAGUAUUGUUUCUUGAUUGUAUUACGUGUGUGAGAAUUCCCUGGGUCCACCUUAUCCUGAUGUUUGAGAGAGUAUUAAAUUUGUGCAUUGAACACUUGGAUCGUUUUUAUCAAAAAUUAUUUCAUUCUCUCCUCUGUUAAAAGCUCUUGACUUUUGAAAGAGAUAUAUUUGAAUGUUCCUUAAGUACCAUUCUAUAUUCAUUAUUUGUUUAAAUGUUAAGUUUUUUGCAUAACUUCUAUUUUAAAACAGUAGACAGAUUAUCUGUCUUGUCUAAUUGACCUCUAAAGCCUGAUUUAAUUUAAAUGGUUUAUGUACCAGCUAUUUAACAAGUACCUUAGGAAUAAAGCCAUGAAAGUUCAA
Messenger RNA from Hippopotamus amphibius kiboko, 3078 nucleotides. It is a transcript of the gene TTC14, whose product is annotated as tetratricopeptide repeat domain 14. The coding region runs from base 153 to 2456 and encodes 767 amino acids. Lineage: Eukaryota; Metazoa; Chordata; Mammalia; Artiodactyla; Hippopotamidae. The record is from RefSeq and is a predicted model, not a curated record. The transcript has 12 exons. Gene Ontology annotation, molecular function: protein binding; nucleic acid binding.